UGCCUCCGGUCCCGUGACGCGCCUGUUAUAUCCCGCAGCCAAGCAGAAGAGCGGAGAGCGGCCCCGGACCCAGCAUGCAGAACGGACACAGCAGUACAGAGCGCCCCCGGGUCAUAGAGAUCGCCCGCAGCGCCUCCUUCAGCGCCUGCCACCGGCUACACUGCAAUACUCUUUCUGAUGAGGAAAAUAAAAAGAUUUUUGGCAAGUGUAACAAUCCUAAUGGACAUGGUCACAAUUACCGAGUGAUCGUCACUGUACGAGGAGAAAUUGACCCGGUCACUGGGAUGGUGAUGAAUCUGACCGACUUGAAGAAAUACAUGGAGGAGGCUAUAAUGAUUCCUUUGGAUCAUAAAAAUCUGGACCGUGAUGUUCCCUACUUCAAAACUGUUGUAAGCUCUGUAGAGAACCUGACUGUAUUCAUCUGGGAUGGCCUUAACAAGAAGCUUCCACCAGGUCUGCUGUAUGAAGUGUGCGUGCAUGAGACAGACUGUAACAGCGCCACCUAUAGAGGGGAGUGAAUCUACAGCUGCAGAUGUCAAGGAGGCCAACACUAAAAAAAACUACGGAAAUUAGUUUCACAUGUGCACAAUAUCCAAACUCUUUUUUACCCCCCCC
Messenger RNA from Hyla sarda, 615 nucleotides. RefSeq names its product 6-pyruvoyltetrahydropterin synthase (gene PTS). Gene Ontology annotation, biological process: tetrahydrobiopterin biosynthetic process. The coding region runs from base 75 to 518 and encodes 147 amino acids. The record is from RefSeq and is a predicted model, not a curated record. NCBI's taxonomy places the organism in Eukaryota, Metazoa, Chordata, Amphibia, Anura, Hylidae. The transcript is spliced from 6 exons. Gene Ontology annotation, molecular function: 6-pyruvoyltetrahydropterin synthase activity. Gene Ontology annotation, cellular component: mitochondrion.